Pan troglodytes (chimpanzee) is the source of this 846-nucleotide messenger RNA. RefSeq lists its product as uncharacterized. Lineage: Eukaryota; Metazoa; Chordata; Mammalia; Primates; Hominidae. The record is from RefSeq and is marked predicted.
AUGCAUUCAGCCCAUAACAGGGUGAGGGUGCAGUUCUUCAGCUGGAGCCCCAGGAGGCUCUUGGGGAGAAAAUGUUUCCUUCCCUGUGGGGAUCUAGGCUUUGCUCACCUGUGCUGCAUGGUGAUUGUUGUGAAUUUUGAGAGGGACUGCUUCCCAUCAGUGCCUGAGUCAAGGCCUAGGACUUGAUGGAUGGUGCCUGGCAGGGUCAGCUGCUUGUUGCAGGUUCCUGUGCCCGUGUCAUGCCUGACAGUGGGGGCAAGUUUAGAGCCUUUGAGCUGAGAAUCUGGAGAGAGCAGUGGAUGCGAUGGGCAGUUGCUUGUCCUUGCUGUGAGAAGACAGGCCACGGGGCUGCACCCAGCCCCCAUGGAUACUCGCUGGAGUUGGAGCACACAUGUCUGCAGAUGUAACAACGACCUGCUCCCCCAGGUGAAUGGAUUCUCGCCAGGGCCAGUACUUAUCCGCAGGGGUGUGUGCCAGGCAGCCCAGGUCAGCCUCCCUCCACCGGGCCACCCGCACCAGGUUGCCUCCCAUCGUUUGCAGGAGCGGAAGACCCGAUGGAGCAGGUUUCACAGUGCCCUCGCUGCUGCCUCCCGUUUCAUCUGCACGUCUCUUUCAAUGCGGGCGUGCGAACUUCCAGGUAGAGCCGAGUUCAAGAAAAUGAAGUACUGCAUGCGACGAGCAAGUUUAUUGAAGAGGGUGUGAGGUCGCGGCGCCUGACCCUCAUUAUGUCAGUUACUACUAAAUGAAAUUAGAACUUCACUGCCCUUUUUCUUUUUCCCAUCGAGGUGCAGGAGGAAUUGAUCUUAGGGUAGUAUUUUGGAUUAAAAAAAAAAACAUGAAAUGAAA